Photinus pyralis (common eastern firefly) is the source of this 2901-nucleotide messenger RNA. RefSeq names its product metabotropic glutamate receptor 4-like. The record is from RefSeq and is a predicted model, not a curated record. Bases 38 to 2077 code for a protein of 679 amino acids. Gene Ontology annotation, cellular component: membrane. The transcript has 10 exons. Gene Ontology annotation, molecular function: adenylate cyclase inhibiting G protein-coupled glutamate receptor activity. NCBI's taxonomy places the organism in Eukaryota, Metazoa, Arthropoda, Insecta, Coleoptera, Lampyridae. Gene Ontology annotation, biological process: G protein-coupled receptor signaling pathway.
AAUUAUUUUCGGUUCCGACCAGGAAGUGGCUGGAGUGAUGCGAGCUGUUAAACGAAGUAAUGCGACGGGUAGUUUUUCAUGGAUAGGCUCGGAUGGCUGGAGCGCGAGAUCCCUUGUGUCUGACGGAAAUGAGGCCGAAGUGGAGGGUACAUUAUCUGUACAGCCUCAAGCUAAUCCUGUACGAGGUUUCGAGGAGUACUUCCUGGGCCUUAAUGUAGAGAAUAAUCAAAGGAAUCCGUGGUUCGUUGAAUUCUGGGAGGACCACUUCCAGUGCCGUUAUCCCAACAGCUCAAGGACACCCUACAACCAAAAAUACACUCGAGUAUGUACCGGAAAGGAAAAACUGACCCGCCAAAAUACCGUCUUCGAAAAUCAACUGCAAUUCGUCUCCGAUGCGGUCAUGGCGUUUGCAUAUGCAAUAAGGGCAAUGCAUAAUCAUUCGUGCCAUGGUCGUCCCGGAUUAUGCGACGCGAUGAGGCCUACGAAAGGAACGGAACUGCUAAAAUAUCUUCGCAAUGUAGACUUCGAGGGGCUCAGUGGCGACAGAUUCCAUUUCGAUAUAAAUGGCGAUGGACCGGCGAGAUACAAUAUAAUACAUUUUAAACAAAUUUCGUCAGGGAAGUAUCGGUGGGUUCGUGUUGGCGAAUAUUGGGAAGGCGAACUUAGAUUAAAUAUGUCAGAAAUUCAGUUCAAACUAGGCCAACCGAAACCGCCAGAAUCGGUUUGCAGUUUACCGUGUGAUCUCGGCCAAGCAAAAAAGUACGUCGAGGGGGAAAGCUGCUGUUGGCACUGUUUCAACUGCACUCAAUAUCAGAUUCGUCACCCAACGGACCCAACACAAUGCGUCGGUUGUCCACUGGGCGCAGUACCAGACCCUCUCCACGUACGCUGUCUAGACAUUCCCGAAGAAUAUCUGCGUCCCAAAAGUGGAUGGGCCAUUGGGGCUAUGGCACUCAGUUCAACCGGUAUACUAAUCACCACGUUCGUCGUAUGUGUAUUUAUUCGAUACAAUGACACGCCAAUUGUACGAGCAUCCGGAAGAGAGCUGAGCUACGUUCUUCUGGCGGGUAUUUUGAUGUGUUAUUGCGUAACAUUUGCUCUGGUGUUUCGGCCAACCGAUAUCGUGUGCGGUAUUCAAAGGUUUGGAGCCGGAUUUUGUUUUACUGUUGUAUACGCCGCUUUACUAACGAAAACCAAUCGCAUAUCACGAAUAUUUAACGCUGGAAAACAUUCCGCUAAAAGACCUAGCCUGAUAUCUCCAAGGUCUCAGAUUAUUAUUUGUUCGGGACUCAUAGCUGUUCAGGUUUUAAUAAAUGGUGUAUGGAUGAUUAUAUCUCCAGCCAAAGCAAUGCAUCAUUAUCCAACACGCGAAGAUAACCUACUAGUAUGUUCAACUGAUAUUGACGCUUCCUACAUGAUAGCCUUUACAUAUCCAAUACUGCUCAUUGUUAUAUGUACCGUUUACGCUGUUCUCACUAGAAAAAUUCCAGAAGCUUUCAACGAAUCCAAACAUAUUGGGUUUACAAUGUACACUACGUGUGUAAUAUGGUUAGCCUUCGUUCCCUUAUAUUUCGGAACUGAGAACCAUGUCGCACUUAGAAUUACUAGUAUGUCAGUUACAAUUAGUCUUUCCGCAAGUGUUACUGUCGCUUGUCUCUUCUCGCCAAAGUUGUACAUUAUCCUAAUUAGACCAGAGAGGAACGUUCGGCAAAGUAUGAUGCCAAUGCGUUACAGCGCCAUCAAUAAAAGUUCGGGUACUGCGGGAUCCGGUAGUAUGAUGGCGCCUGUUAUGGUCACCGCAGUCACGUGCGAUCAAAAACAGCAAAUUCAGAAACACGUACCGCCCAUAUUGGGAAGAGAUUUAUCUGAAAAUGAAGAUACCGACACAAGUAAUCACCAAACGAGACCAGUAAUGAUAGACUGUAGUACGUUAACUGAUCCACCACCUCCCGCCUAUUGCGAGUCCGUUCUGACGAACGGCGAAGAGUACAUUCCGAAAAUAAACAAUAAUUGUAAUGUAGGAAAUGGUCCCCUGGCGUUACUGCCAGGAUUACAAAUGAAAGACGUUCCGUUAUAGCAGGAAGCGAACUCGCGUUCUUCCAGUCUGAAUUCACCUCGUAAUCCUGUGCAAGUGUAAAUUUCACCAAAUCGAAAAAAGGCAACGGUGCUAUGAAGUAUUUCUGCUAAACUGAGCUGGUGAAAUGACGUCGACGUCUUUCCAAUAUUGUAUUUUAUAUGGUGCUGUGAAUACUGUAUUUGAUAAGUAAAUAUACUAAAAUAUAUAUUAUAUUAGGUUUAGGUACAUUCAUAAAUUUUCAUACAUUGAUAUUUUAAGAAGAAUGUAGCCAAUGAUAUACCUACCCAACUACGAUACGAAAAUUGUGUAAAUAUUAAACUCUUGUGCCGAAGACGAAUUUCUCAAAAACAAAAACAACUGUACAUAAGAACCCAUAAUUUAUUAUUAUUAUUAUUACAAUGUUACGCUAAUUUAUUCACACACGUUAAAUAUAUUGUACCGUUAGAGAAAAUAAGCAGCCAUCUUAUAUAAUUGUUCAUAAAAUAAGUAAAUAUUGUAUGAUGUUAUUUAAAUGUUGUGAUGAUAAAGGUGCAUGGCAACAAGAAAUGUAUGUGGCACCAAUCGGCAUCAUUGAGCCCAAUGCCGAAUGUAGUCAUAUCAACGCAGCAGUUUUAAACCACCUAAAACCAUACAACAUAUCCGUCAGAAUAGACUCGAUAAAUAUUUAAAAGUUGAAUGUUAAUUAAUUUUCUAACGGAAGAUUUAAAUGUCGUAGCAAUAAUAACUUUUGUCAUCAUAACAUAAAUAUGAACUGUAGGCAUGUAUGUAUUAAUGUUCAACGAUGUUCCAUUACAGGGGUAUUUAAUAAAAAUUGUUGACUUCGA